AUGGACAGUUUGGGGCCAGUAAUUUUAUGUGGGAAAGGAUUAACAAUAGAAAAUGUGAUUGCAGUUGCUCGCUAUAAACAUUCAGUAGAACUAACAAAUGAUUAUCGUAUACUUAAAGGAAUGAUUGAUUCUUGUGAGUAUAUAUUAAAAAUUGUGAGUGAAUCUCAGGUGCUUUAUGGUGUAACAACACUAUUUGGCGGUAUGGCACAUCGAUCAAUCUCAAGUAAUGAAGCUAGUGAAUUACAAGAAAAUUUAAUUUGUACCCUUAAAACCGGUGCUGGUUCAUUUAUACCCUUAGAAGAUUCAAGAGCAGCAAUGUUAUUAAGAGCGAAUUCACAUUUACUAGGUGUAAGCGGUA
Molecule: messenger RNA, 358 nt
Organism: Didymodactylos carnosus
Lineage: Eukaryota; Metazoa; Rotifera; Eurotatoria; Philodinida; Philodinidae
Source: the annotation of a GenBank genome assembly